This is a messenger RNA of Cinara cedri, 903 nucleotides long. The record is from the annotation of a GenBank genome assembly. Lineage: Eukaryota; Metazoa; Arthropoda; Insecta; Hemiptera; Aphididae.
AUGCAUAACCCUGAAUCCUGUCCUAUACCUAAAGAGCAACUCAAAAUUAGCAAAGGAAUUGAAAUAGGGCAUAUUUUCUAUUUCGGUGAUAAAUAUUCAAAACCUAUGAAAGCAAAUAUUACUUUUAAAGACGGCACAAACAUCAAUAUACAUAUGGGUUCAUAUGGAAUAGGGGUAUCAAGAUUGGUUGGAGCGAUAAUAGAAGCUUCUCAUGAUAAAAAAGGAAUUAUUUGGCCAGAAGCCAUAUCCCCUUUCAGAAUUGGAUUAAUUAACUUACAAACAAGAGAAGAAAAAUGUCAAAAAAUUGCAAAUAAGAUAUAUGAGGCCUUAAAAGGUGAUGAAGUACUUUACGAUGAUUCUGAAGAAAGCGCAGGAGUAAAGCUUUCUAAGAUGGACUUGAUAGGGUUACCAUGGCAAAUAAUUAUUGGUAAAAAAGCAGUGAGUGAAAACCUAGUUGAAGUGAAAAAUAGAGCAACCGGUAAAAUAAGGGACAUGCAAGUAGAAGAAGUAAUUAAUUAUUUUCAGUAGAUGAUACACGGCAUCGGAACAGAUAUAGUGCAUAUACCAAGAAUAUUGAGAAUAUUGCACAAAUAUGGGAAAAAGUUUGUAAAUAGAGUAUACACUGAAAAAGAAAUAGAAAUAGGUAGUCAGUACAACAGUCAAAUAGUUCAAGCCAGAUAUUUCGCUAAACGCUUUGCUGCAAAGGAGGCUUUUGUAAAAGCGCUAGGUACUGGCUUUAAUAAAAAUAUUAAAAUGAGAGAUAUAGAAACAUGCAAUGAUGUAAAAGGAAGGCCGUAUAUCAUCACCAGUAGAGAUUUUAUCUCUCAAAAGAGCACAACUUACCUUUCAAUUAGUGAUGACGCAGACUAUGCUACUGCUUUUAUAGUGAUCCAAAUUUUAUAA